GUGAGGCAGGAGUGGAACUGCGGGUUUAAGCUUGGAAUUUCACCUUCUUGCCAAGCAUACCUGUUUGUUUCUAACGUGGCUCUAGUUGACAUUCUAUCCCGUACCAAGAUAUCUUUUGAGUGGCCACAAAUUCUACUAAAGCGGAAGAAAUAGUGGUAAACCAUAAAAGAGAACCAGUUUCCUUUAUACUCUGCAAUUUAGAGGAAAAUUUUUCAUCCAAGGACAGAUCAGGUGCUGUUUUUUAACCCUAAUCUCUUGACCAAGAAUGAAACUAUUUAAAAAUUAAGAUGCCAACAGAUCACGAAGAGCCCUGUGGUCCCAGUCACAAGUCAUUUUGCCUGAAUGGGGGGAUUUGUUAUGUGAUACCUACUAUUCCCAGCCCAUUUUGUAGGUGCAUUGAAAACUAUACAGGAGCUCGUUGUGAAGAGGUUUUUCUCCUAAGCUCCAGCAUCCAAACUAAAAGUAACCUGUUUGCAGCUUUCAUGGCAGUGGCAGUCCUAGCAACACUUAUCAUUGGAGCCUUCUACUUCCUUUGCAGGAAGGGCCCAUUUCAGAGAGCAGGUUCAGUCCAGUAUGAUAUCAGCCUGGUGGAGAUGAGCAGGACCAGCGCCCACCACAGAAAUGGAUGACCUGGGGAUGAGGAGAUGAUCCAGACUCCAAUCCUGCUGACCCAGAAAGUGACUCCACUGACCAGAGGACUGUCCCCAUCUGCAGGGAGUCUCAGCUGCCACAGCAUCAUGGCUAUGCUCAGAGGGUUUUGAUUUUCCUUUCCUUUUCUCCAAGAAGAAAUAACUUUCAGGAGAAUAUUCUUCUGUUAGAUUUAAUCAUUCAACUUAAUAAACUUACCUUAAAAUUUUUAAAAAGUCAAUUGUAUUCCUAUAUAUCAAUAACAAUUAGAAAUGGAAAUUUAGUAAAGAAUUAUUUACAAUAGAAUCUCAAUAUACUAAGUACAUAGGAAUACAUCAGACAAAAAUAUGAAAGACCUAUACAGUGAAAGCUAAAAAAAAUUGCUGAGAGAAAUGAAGACCUAAAUAAAUGGAGAGUUAUAUUUUGUUCAUAGAUUUUGAAGAUUUAAUAUUAUAAGAUGUCAGUUCUCCAAUUGACCUAUAUAGAUACAAUGCCAUCCCCAACAAUAUCUCAACAGGUGUUUUUGUAAAAUUUGACAAGGUGAUUCUGAAAUUCCCAUGGACAUGCAAAGGACCUAGAAUAGAGAAAAUCGUUUUGAAAAAGAACAAAGUUAGAAGCCUCAUACUGUCUGAUUGACUUACUAUAAAGCUGCAAUAAUCAAGACAAUGUGGUAUUGGCAUCCAGAUAGACCACAACUGAUUUUUACAAAGCUGCCAAGGCAAUUCAGUAUAGAAAGGAUAGUCUUUCCGACAAAUGAUGCAGGGGGAGUUUGGAUAUUCACACGCAAAAACAUGAAUUCAGACAGUCCCGUAGAC
This is a messenger RNA of Sapajus apella (tufted capuchin), 1442 nucleotides long. RefSeq names its product neuregulin 4 (gene NRG4). The coding region runs from base 288 to 629 and encodes 113 amino acids. The record is from RefSeq and is a predicted model, not a curated record. The transcript is spliced from 7 exons. Lineage: Eukaryota; Metazoa; Chordata; Mammalia; Primates; Cebidae. Gene Ontology annotation, biological process: intracellular signal transduction; nervous system development; animal organ development. Gene Ontology annotation, molecular function: chemorepellent activity.